Messenger RNA from Closterium sp. NIES-65, 212 nucleotides. The record is from the annotation of a GenBank genome assembly. Lineage: Eukaryota; Viridiplantae; Streptophyta; Zygnematophyceae; Desmidiales; Closteriaceae.
UCUCUCCUUUCCUUCGCUUCCUCACCUUCCCCUUCCCCUCUCCUUCCCUUUUACCCUCUCCUUUCCUUCUCCCUCUCCUUUUCUUUCUCCCUCCCCUUUCCCUUCUCCCUCCCCUUCUUUCCCUCCCUUUCCUUCUCCCUCCCUUUUUCCUUCUCCUCCCCUUCCUCUUCUCCCUCUCCUCGUUCACACGACUCCACAACGCUACUGAAUGA